This is a messenger RNA of Leptosia nina, 441 nucleotides long. The record is from the annotation of a GenBank genome assembly. NCBI's taxonomy places the organism in Eukaryota, Metazoa, Arthropoda, Insecta, Lepidoptera, Pieridae.
AUGGAGAAACCGACUGUUACAGAACAACCGCCACCAUACUCUGCCACGAUUCCACCAGGGCAACCAACUGGACCAUAUCCACAGCCAUCCGCCCAGCCUGGAUUCCAGGGGGCUUAUCCACCCCCACCACCUGGGUACACCCCCUACAACGCCCCUAACCAAGCUUACUUACCAAAUUAUGGAGCGACAAACAUUAUAAUUCCACCAGCUAUAAUAGCUGUGGGGGCUUGCCCUGCAUGUCGCGUGGGCAUCCUUGAAGAUGACUUCACAUGUUUGGGUAUACUGUGCGCUAUCCUUUUCUUUCCUCUCGGAAUUUUGUGCUGUCUCGCUCUAAAGAAUAGAAGGACGUCAAUUAUACAAAUUUAUCCUUUACUAUACUCUCCUGAGCGUAACAAUUUUUCACGCCUAAGUGAAGUCCAUGCGAAGAUUAGCGGUGAUUAA